Messenger RNA from Polychytrium aggregatum, 3290 nucleotides. RefSeq names its product SPX domain-containing protein. Lineage: Eukaryota; Fungi; Chytridiomycota; Chytridiomycetes; Polychytriales. Gene Ontology annotation, molecular function: phosphate transmembrane transporter activity. Gene Ontology annotation, biological process: monoatomic anion transmembrane transport; polyphosphate metabolic process; phosphate ion transport. Gene Ontology annotation, cellular component: membrane. The coding region runs from base 304 to 2799 and encodes 831 amino acids. The record is from RefSeq and is a predicted model, not a curated record. The transcript is spliced from 5 exons.
CAUCUGUGCUCCAUCUUUGCUUCAUCUUUGCUCCGAUCUCUGGUCUGGGCACAGCCUUGACCCGUCGACACCCCAGCUAUCAACCAGCUAUCAGCCAGCGAUCAACCAGCGAUCAGCCAGCGAUCAACCAGCUCGCCUGCAGGCCAUCGCCUUGCUCUUCCACCCCCUUCCUCGCGCUUCCGCCAUCCGCAAGCCGCUCGCUCCUGAGAGUUCAUUCGCAGCGGACACACCAGCCCGUCCUCCUCUCUGCUCUCCUGCUCCCCUCCGUUCGCUCUCCGGCUGCACGGAUCCCAGCGUCCGUAAAUGAAGUUCUCGCACUCCAUCCAGCUAAACUCUUCCCCAGAGUGGGUCGAGUACUAUCUCAACUACUCCAACCUCAAAAAGCUCAUCUAUGCCUUUGAAAAGGCGUCGUUGGGCUUGGCCCCCAUGCCAACGUCGCUCAACCAGCUCGAGAGCGAAGCCGCCCCCGCCGCCCCCGCCGCAAGCGAAAGCACUCCGCUCCUUACCAACUCGCCUUCUUCGGCCUCGCUCGUCUCCGAUCCCGAUGCCGUCUUCACCACCGCCCUCGAUGAACAGCUUGAAAAGAUCAACCGCUUCUACCGAACCAAGGAACGCGAUUUGUUUCUCGAGGUCGAGGCCCUCCACAACGAUCUGAGCUACCUCGAGGCCGUCAACGACGAGUUCGAUGUCGUCGUCGACACCAGCGCCCUCUCCACUUCGGAGGGCGCCCCUGAGCAGCCCGUCACUCCCAGCAGCGACGCUUCGUUUUACUCCCAAGGUCCUUGGGGCUCGGUCUCUCGCCGGCAUUCGAGCCAGUCCGGCUUCCGCGACAACACCGAGCGCCGCAUCAUCGGCGUCUGGUCGUCAACCCGCGACAGCGAGAUGAAGCAGCAGCGCAAGCUCUUCCGAAAAAAGGCAACCGAGCUCUUUGUCAUCCUCUCUGAGCUUCAGUCCUAUGUCGAGCUCAACUACACUGGCUUCACCAAGAUCCUGAAAAAGUACGAAAAGGUGACUGGGCGCCGGCUCAAGCGCACCUAUUUGCAAAAGGUCGAAUCCUCCUACUCGUUCCGCGCCAACACCAAAGCCAGCCUUGCCGAGCAGCUCGACCGUGUCAUUGCUCUCUAUGCCCGUAUUGCCACCGAAGGUCGCAUCAGCCUCGCCAAAACCGAGCUGCAGAGCAACUUGCGUGAGCUCAUCGUUUGGGAGCGCAACACCAUCUGGAGGGACCUGAUCGAACACGAGCGCAAGAGCCAAGCGAUCGAGCUCAAGCCCGCUGUUGUCGAGAAGGAUGAGACCGAGCGUGGCGGCCAGUGGUCCAUCUGCGGUCUCAAGAUUGCUCUGCCGUUUGUAUCCGCCAAGCCCAUCAGUCUGCUCGUCUCCAUUGCCCUCUUUGGAUUUUUGCUCGCCUACCCGAUCUUGGACUCUCCCGAGCAGCAGAACUGUUUGGCCAUCCUUGUGCUCGCCUCGAGUUUGUGGGCUUUUGAGUGCACCGAGCUCUUUGUCACUGCCAUCCUGGUGCCUCUGCUGGUCGUUGGUCUCCGUGUUCUUCGUGAGCCUGUGGUCAACAAAGACGGCUCAGUCAGCUACGUUCGCAUGAGCGCCAAGCCUGCCGCCAAAAAGAUCUUCUCAGACAUGUUCUCGCCCGUGAUCAUGCUGCUCCUGGGUGGCUUUACCAUCGCCGCCGCUCUCACCCGAUACGGCAUUGCCAAGAACAUUGCUGCCUUUGUGCUGGGCAAGGCCGGCUCAAGACCCUCGACCGUUUUGCUCGCCAACAUGUUUGUUUCGACCUUUGCGUCCAUGUGGAUCUCGAACGUCGCGGCCCCAGUCCUCUGCAUCUCGCUGAUCCAGCCGAUCCUCCGCAACCUCCCGCGCAAGUCGCCCUAUGCAAAGUGCCUGAUCCUUGGCAUCGCUAUGGCUGCCAACGUUGGCGGCAUGGCCUCGCCCAUCUCGUCCCCGCAAAACAUCAUCGCUAUGAGUAUCAUGCAGCCUUCCCCCAGUUGGCUUCAGUGGUUCAUGAUCGCCCUCCCCGUGUGUAUCUUCAUCGAUAUACUCAUCUGGGCCCUGCUUCGACUCAUGUUCAACCCCAACGGACAAGAAUCAGCCGAUCUCCAACCCCCGGAGCUCUUCCAAAACAACCAGAGCGGCGGCAUGGCAUCCAUGUCCCGUACGCAGUUCUACAUUCUCUUCAUCACUAUGCUCACCAUCUUCCUGUGGUGCAUCGAGUCACAGAUCGAGCAGUAUGUUGGCGAAAUGGGUGUCAUUGCCAUCUUGCCGAUCCUUGCGCUCUUUGGAACCGGAAUCCUGCCCAAAGACGAGCUCAAUGCGUUCCUGUGGCCCGUCGUGCUUCUGGCGAUGGGCGGAACGGCCCUCGGCAAGGCUGUCGAAUCAUCGGGACUCCUCACCGAGAUGACCCAGCAAAUGGCUCCUUAUUUGAACGGCCUCUCGGUCUUUUGGACGGUCGUGGUGUUCUCGGGCCUGGUUCUGCUUGUCACCAGCUUUAUCUCGCACACCGUUGGCGCUCUGAUCAUUCUGCCUGUUGUGGCGCAAGUGGGCGCAACCCUCCCGGAUCCUCGUGCGCGAACUCUCGUCAUGGCUACCACCCUGAUGUGCAGUGGCGCCAUGGGCCUUCCCGUCUCGUCGUUCCCCAACAUGAACGCCAUCUCGCAGGAGGAUCCCACUGGAGUCAAGUGGCUCAGCGUCGCCGAUUUCCUUUCUGUCGGCGUUCCGGCUGGAUUCAUCGCCUACGCGGCCAUCAUCGGCAUUGCCUAUCCGAUCAUGGAGUACAUCCACUUUGGAUGAGCAAGUCGUCCACAGAACGCUCCCGCAGCUUUCGCGCUCCAUAAAGUCACUCCGCUCCACAGACACUUUCCACCAGCCAUCCGCAUUCGUCCUUGCAUACAGGGCCAACCAUUUCUGUCCUCGACUAUUUUGUUUGGGUUUGUUUGAAUUGUAGCUCGUUCGUGAUGGCACGUUCCUGGCACAACGGUCCGGCGUGCGUGCGUCUGACGCUUUUUGUCGCCUGCACCAUUCAUUUGAAUCCAGCUUGUCGCUCCAAAACCCUCUGCACGCUUCCAGGCCCCCUGUGCUGAUGUUUUCUUGUGAAACUUUGGAUCUAUCUUUGCUUCCGUUCUUCCACCUCUCCCUCUUUCUCUCCCACCUCAAGUGUAUCCACUUCAUUGCGACAGGCACUGCUGUUCCGAGCCCAUGCGCAAGCUCGGCUAGAUCGAGUUCGUGGCCUGCGCCAUUAUGUCCAUUCAUCCAUUCACUCUUCAGGAGUCUCCAGCCAGGCC